Molecule: messenger RNA, 3704 nt
Organism: Ruditapes philippinarum (Manila clam)
Lineage: Eukaryota; Metazoa; Mollusca; Bivalvia; Venerida; Veneridae
Product: serine palmitoyltransferase 2-like
Exons: 14
Coding region: 50-1567 (505 amino acids)
Biological process (GO): sphingosine biosynthetic process; ceramide biosynthetic process
Cellular component (GO): serine palmitoyltransferase complex
Molecular function (GO): pyridoxal phosphate binding; serine C-palmitoyltransferase activity
Source: RefSeq, a predicted model, not a curated record
UUAGCCAAUGAUAAAAAUGGUUAGGAACUUGAUGUAAACAGUUAUCAACAUGGCUCCGGGUGCGACAGUCGCAAAUGGCUCUAUUCAUAUGAACGGGAAUGUAAAUGGAAAAGUGUAUGCUCGAAAUGGACAUAAAACAAAUGGAACUCACCAUAAGCCAUCAACAAAUGACUGGAAAAGAACGUGGUGGGAAUCGUUUGAGGAGACCCCAUUAUAUGCAGCUAUAUGGACGUACCUUGGCUACGGUCUUCUUGUGUUAGUCGGUCACAUCAGAGAUUUCUUCCGAAAUAUAGGUCUAGAGAGACAAAAAUCCUGCACAGAACCAAAACUUCCAGGCUUUGUACCUCUGUACCAGAGUUGGGAGAGCUUUUACACGCGAAACCUUUACCGCCGAAUUCGUGACUGCUGGAACCGGCCAAUAUGCAGCGUAGCCGGUGCUUACAUGGAUGUUAUGGAUCGAAAAACUACUGAUAAUGGCUGGAACUUUGAAGUAACAGACAAGAUACAUCAUGUGAUGAACUUCGGGUCAUAUAAUUACCUGGGAUUUGCAGAAAAUCAGGGACCAUGUAAAGAUGCAGUGGAAGCCACAACAAAUAAAUACGGCAUUGUUGCUUGUGGUAGCAGACAAGAACAUGGUUACCUAGAUAUACAUAAAGAGCUGGAUGAACUUGUAGCACAGUAUUUAGGUGUUGAGGCUGCCAUGACAGUUCCCAUGGGCUUUGCUACAAAUUCCAUGAACAUGCCAUGUCUUGUAUCCAAAGGAAGCUUGAUAUUCAGUGACGAGUUAAAUCAUGCGUCUCUCGUCCUUGGAAGCAGAUUAACCGGUGCAACAAUACGUACAUACAAACAUAACGAUAUGGUAGAUUUAGAAAAGAAGUUACGGGCUGCAGUUGUGCACGGACAACCAAGAAAUCAUCGACCCUGGAAGAAAAUUCUCAUCGUUGUUGAAGGAGUUUACAGGACUCCACUGAGGUUUUUUGACGUGAUGGGACUGGAAGACCUUAGUGGAGUUCCUUUAAAGAAGUACAGUCUCAAAAAGUUUACACUUCGAUUCAGAGCAAAACUUAUCAAUCAUCUCCGGUGCAACUCGCAUGCAGCAAUUUACAGUCCGACAAUUCCACCUCCGGUAGCUCAACAAAUUAUUACAUCAAUGAGAAUUAUUAUGGGCCUUGACGGCACCAACGAAGGCAGUCGAAGGAUCGAACAAUUAAAGCAGAACUGCCGAUACUUCAGAAGGAGGCUACACGAGAUGGGUUUCAUAAUUUAUGGGAACAAAGAUUCCCCUGUGGUGCCCUUACUACUUUUUAUGCCGGCUAAAAUAGCUGCAUUUAGUCGAGAGUGUUUGAAACGUGGCCUUGGCACUGUUGUAGUUGGCUUCCCGGCAACACCAAUUAUAGAGUCACGUGCACGAUUCUGUCUUUCAGCGGCUCAUACACGGGAAACUGUGGAUAAGGCUUUAGCAAUCAUAGAUGAAGUAGGGGAUUUACUGAAAUUGAAGUAUUCUCGACUAGAAUUACCACAGUGGUGCGAAGAUGACAAAAAUGCUAAUGACAUUAUACAACAUUAGGCAGGGAGAAGUAACCACAGAUUGUCAGCAGACGUGUUUUACAUUUAUCCUCUCAAUAAGGUUGUGAUAUACUUUUCCAGUUCACGAUGUUACCAAUAGCAACCAGUAUUUGACCUAAUUACCUUAGCGACCAAAUUAUUUUUGUAUUUAAAAUUUAUUGAACAAGUGAUUUCUUUGUAGUCAAAUGUUUGAAAAACUGAACAUACACUUAAAUAUAUACAUUUGGAAAAAUCUAGAAUUACCCAGUAGGAUGUCAACUUGGAUGAGGAGUAUUUACUGAACCAGAAAUCAAGAAUUUUUAUGAACAUUGUGUCACCUUAGUGCAAUAACUGACAAACUCGAAUUAAAGUUAGAAGAACUGUUACUGCACUAAGGAGAAGAAUUUGAAACUAUUCAUGAUUGCUUUUGUAAAGUUAACAGUAGGGGGAUAAGAACAUUCCAAAAUCUAUUAUAAAUGUUUUGUCUUACAUAUUAUAUUAAGCAUAAUUAAAAUUUGUUGUAAUUAAAAAAUAGAUCAGGUUUUCUUAUUGAAACUUAUUCCAUUGUUAAGUUUUUGUAAGGUUGUCACAGAUUUAUAACAAAAUUUUAUAUUGUUUCAAUUUGUUUAACAUAAAAUAACAGGGUUAAGAAUUGUUGAAAAGGGUUGUACUUUAUCUAUUUUGUGUGAUUUUAAAAUUUAACAUGACAUUAUGCCAUUACUUUGAUUGAAAUUUCAUGUAAAUUUUCUUAUUAAUUUUUGUUAUCAAGGAAAAAAUUUGCUACAUAAGAUCUUUUGAUAAUUUUUUUGAUUUUUUUUCUCCAAUAGCAAAAAAUUAUGCUUCAAAAUUCUAAAAUUUGGACAUCUUGAAUCUAGAAUGUCAUUAGGUACUAAUUUGAUUUAUGUUUUAUUUAUUUAUGUUAUAAGUUGCAGUUGAUAUUACCUUACUUUAUUAGGUCAAAUUUUGACAGUUUUUUGGUUGAUCUUUACAACUAUUCGAUAAGAAUAAGCAGAGCUAUUUUUGUCACCCAAGCGUCGGCGGCGGCGUAACCACUUACGUUAAAGUUUUUGUAAUACCACAAAUAUUUUCAAAGUCCAUUGACAUAUGGCUUUGAAACUUUGCACACUUGUUUACCAUCAUGACCCCAACCUGUAGACAGGAGGAGGUAACUGUAUCAAACAUUUUGACAGAAUUAUGCCCCUUUUUUGAUUUAGAAUUUACGUUAAAGUUUUUGUAAUACCUCAAAUAUUUUCGAAGUCCAUUGACAUAUGGCUUUAAAACUUUGCACACUUGUUUACCAUCAUGACCCCAACCUGUAGACAGGAGGAGGUAACUGUAUCAAGCAUUUAGCAUAAUAUUGCCUCUUUUUCAACUUAGAAAUUACAUUUAAGUUUGCAUACCACCUCAGAUAUUUUCAUAUUCUAUUGACAUCUGGCUUUGAAAGAAGUUGAAAUUUUAUACUCUUCUUUGAGAGCAUAAUAGGACUCUCUUCAAGGCCUAUAACUGUAACAUGGAUUUAAAGAAACAUUUUGCCUUUUUGUUAACUUAGAAAAUUUUACAUUAUCAAGGCUUUUUUUACUAUCAAGCACUAAGAAUAGUCGAGCGUUACUGUCCUACCGACAGCUCUUGUUUAUUUUUAUAUCUGUAUUUAUGAUGUUGUUUUUGUACAUCACUAUGUCAAUGCAAUUCAAUGCAAGGAAGGUUCUUGACAUGUUUCAAUGCAAAAUAGAAUGAGAGAGGUUUUUUUGAUGCAUAUUUUAGUUAAAAGAUUUUGAGAAAAAAAUCAGCCUGGUUUGCUUCUACUAUGUAGCCAGACUAUAUAAAUAUACAUAUAGUUGAUUUAAAUGUCUAUGUACUUUGAAAGGGCGUGCCAUUUUUGUAUGUAUAAAUGAGUUUCAUAUUUAUUAUUUGGUACAGUCACGUAGCUGAAAAGGAAAUAAUGUUCAUGCGUUUAGCAAGUAGUCUACCAACGGAAAUUGAAUCUAUCCAUGCAACAAGUGCAGACCAAGAUUUGCCAGCAUAUAUGUUUUGGUCUUACUCACCAUGGUCUGCACUGCUAAAUAUUCAGCUAGUACAUAUUUUGAAAGUUUCUUAUAAAAAGGAAGAAUGGUUAAGUCCAGAUUAAAUGAUGCACGAGUCUUCUUGUGACAGUCUGUCAG